AUGCAGGAUUUCGUUUUCUUCCCGGUGAAACCUGUGAAGGUUUCAGUUCCUUCCGCCCAACGUGGAGAACUGAUCCCAGUUCUCCUCCCCGUGAUCAUCUGUUUGCUUUUCAUGGUAUUCCUGAGGACGUGCCGCCGACGCAGGGCUGCUCAGGGGAAUGGAAGAGCGCGGGGCACGCUGCUGACGUCGUUGCGUGUUUCGAGGCGUGAAGCGCAAGAUGGACAGAAGGUCGCCACAGCCGUGUUGAAGCCCAUCGAGCGGGCCAUGCAGCCCUGGAUCGAUGGCCCAAGGAGCGUGGAGUACGAUCUCAACAUAUUCACGGUGGGUGGCAGAGUGACCGAUGUUUGCGGAACGAAAGCGACGAUCGUCGGCGUGGACGAAGACGGAGACCUUCCUGUCUUCACCGACGAUGGGAAGACGAUGAUUUUCUAUGCAAAGAAUUGCCGGAAGGCAAUCAGUGUUGGAGACCGGGUCUUCAACACCAGGAGAGAAGAAGUGGCCGAAGUCAUUGGCUUCGACCACAUGGAUGACCCCGUGGUGGUGAAGCCUAACCAACUCCGAAGCGCUUGGCCCCGAUGUGUGAUCGAACGUCUCACAUCCAUUGGUGACCGAGUGCACUUAUGCGAGACCAUGGGAACUGUGGAGGGCUUUGAUGAAGAUGGUGACUUCAAAGUGAAAAUGUCGAAUGGGCAGCCCGUCGUGUGGUAUGCGCACAAAUGCAAGCAAGGCAUCGGUUGUUUGCCAAAGAAAAGCUUGGCAGAUGAGCUUCUAGAAGAGCUUGGCAUGAAGGAGCUGAAGAAACUGGGACUAACCGGACUAACCGGACUAACCGGACUAACCCAAUCUCAAUCACAAAGUCAUCCAAAUGAUCGGAUGCACGCAGGGUGA
Messenger RNA from Cladocopium goreaui, 888 nucleotides. Lineage: Eukaryota; Dinophyceae; Suessiales; Symbiodiniaceae. The record is from the annotation of a GenBank genome assembly.